Molecule: messenger RNA, 15623 nt
Organism: Motacilla alba alba
Lineage: Eukaryota; Metazoa; Chordata; Aves; Passeriformes; Motacillidae
Gene: BAZ2B
Product: bromodomain adjacent to zinc finger domain 2B
Exons: 36
Coding region: 7823-14311 (2162 amino acids)
Molecular function (GO): protein binding; DNA binding
Source: RefSeq, a predicted model, not a curated record
GCACCUGGCAUUAUCUUAUUCUGUGUGGUGUUGAUACAGUUUCAUCUGUAUUUUUGUCUAUACUUUUAAAAUAAGGGUUCACUUUCAUUAGUAGAAUGACUGGUUUCUGUGUUCUCAUGCCUAUGAAAUUUAUGCCAAGUUGCGUGAGUUGUGAAGUUUUUAUGUUGUGUGCUUAAGGUGUAUGCAUGAUUGCCUAGUGUCAACAGCAAUGUACCAGAAUCACAUAUUUCAUAUGUAUAGUACAUUUCACAUCUUGUCAUUCUCAUUUGAAUUAAUACUGUAUCAUUUAACAGUUUUCUAUAUUCUUAGAUUCCAUAUCCACUAGAUUGAUCACCAAUAAAACCAGUGAUGUCAGUUGCUGUAAUAUGUGGCUUCAAGAGCCUGUAACAUCUUGUAGAAAAUGCUCAAUUGGACUGUUGAUCUAUACGACAUGGCAGUAAGUCAUUGUUAAAAGUGCAGGCUUUUCACAGCUAUCAUCUGCUAGCCAUACUCUUUAGCCUACUUGACAAUUGUUGGAGUUUCAGAAAGCAAUCACAGAAGAAAAUGACCUAUCACUUUCAAGGGUCAGAGUUGUUGCAUUAGAGCUUCCUUAUUUCAGAGCCUAGAGGUCAUACAGUCCUGUGUGUAAAUUAAUCAUGCCUCCUGUAUCUCUUCAGCUUCAGUCAUUUUGAGAUCUAAUGUGGAUGGUUUUAUUGCAGAAGGACAAAUGCUUCAUAAUUGAAAGAAGCCUUUUUGAUAGUGUGUGAUAGUCUUCAUACAUCUUUUUAUUAGGAUGAGAGUAAGACCUUUUCAUAUGGCAUAUGCCUGGAUGUUUGUAUCCUGUAGCCACAUAUCUUUAAAACUGAGGAAAAUGGAAGAAAAAAUAAGGCCAUGUGUUUCAUGCCUUCAGCUUUCAAAGGCUCUUAAUGACAUAGGUGCUUGUUAACUUAGCAGUGUAGCACAUAUGAAGACAAUUUAUGGAAAUUUUUCUGCUUUCAGUUCCUUACCUAGUUCAUUAUGUCCAGUAUCUUGAUGGUAUUCCUGGGCUGUAUAGAGACCAUUUGAUACAACUAGCUCCUGGGAUGUUUAAGUCCAUAUUCUGACGUGUAAUUAUUUUUCUCCUCUAUUUUUUCCGUGGUCUUUUAUGCCUUUUGGAUUUUUUUGAUGUUGUGAUGGCUGUUGUAACUAUAGAAUGACUGAAUGGCUUCCUUACAUCCCCCAGAUAAAAUAAAUUACAAAUUGCUUCCAUUUAUUCCAUGAGAGUUGUGAGCAAUUUUUGUGUACUAGAGUAAGUAAUUAUUUGCCCUUUCCAUGGAGUUAGAGAUUUGUAGUGUUAAUUAAAAAAAAAACCAGCCCCCGCCCGCCCCCAAAAAACCCACUCAUGCCUACCCAAACAAGCACCAGGUAAUGUGUGACCCCCCGCUGCCACCCGCUUCUGAAAAAAAAAAAGCCCACCCUGCCAAACAGGUCCACAAACAUUUAUUCCCUAUUGUUUUGUAUUUGGUUUUGGUAUGACUUUGGAGCUUAUCAACAAUAAUACUAACUUGAUAGUAUCACAUGGUCACAAUGUGUUAUUUGUAUUAAUUCAGUUGAAAAAAAUCUGUAAAAUGAGAACAGUAGAAAAAAUUAGUGCACUGUAUUCUAGUUUCCAUAGUUUUGUGGUGAUUUCAAAACAUAGGUUUAAUGCUUUUGGAGCUAGGGGUGCAAACAGGUUGCUUUUUAUCUAUGAAGACAGCAUAUAACCUGCAAAACCAAAAUAUGAUAUUAGUAUAAUGAGAGAAAAAAGUCUUUUAAAAUACCUUUGUAAUUUUAAAUUUUUUAUGGUCACCUCUGAGUAGUAGAAUAAAUAAUUCCAUUCUGUAUUCAUCUCCUUUACUGAAAAGUGUCUUAUGUACCUGUUAUAUAUAGUGCAUACUUUAACAUACUGUCACUGAGCUUGCUGGAUUGUUUUACUUUUUUUCAUUAUGGUCUUGCACGUUCAGGCAAAGAAAGUAUGCCUGUAUUAAUGUAAUGAUGCUAAAUUCUCUCCUGUUUAAUCAUUAGAUAAAUAGAGAGGGUAUUUUUCUAAAAUGUGGUGUUCUGUUAAAUUCUUUUAUUAAGGGGCAUGCAACCUGAGCUAUGAAAGUAUAGUUUGUUCCAAGUGACAGCCAGUUUUUAUUAGAUGUUCCUGCAGUUUUACAGAGGAAAUAAAACUCCUUUGUUUCUGUAGUACCCGUUGAUUUUUCUUUCAAGGCUAUGUUCACAAUGCUGAUAAGAGCUAUGCAAUUAGAAUCUACAUUUAGUAGUAAGCAGAGAAAUUUUGUAAAAUAAAAAGUGUUGUUCAUACAGUGUUAAAAUAUUUUGCAGUGUUGCUGUACUUGAAGCACUGAAAGUAGGAGGACAGGAUACUUGAAAGGUCGAAAAAUGAGAGAACAAAUGAUGCAAAAAGAAAAUGACACUGAGGUCUUGGUUUAAUACAAAUGUAUUCCAGGUUGAUGGCUGAUUUCAUUAGCAAAUCUCAUUGUUAUGCAAUGUCUGUUCUUCUGCAGCAAAAUGAAUAUUGUAUUCUCAGAGUGUCUGUGUGUGUAUGUGUACUUUGAUGGUAGAUAAAGAAUAUGUUUAUUGUUGUUACAAGCUUUUAUAACUUCUGAAAUAUUGUUAUAGUUUCAAAAUAAUUUAUUUUCAGAUUUCCAAUAAUGUGGUAAAUUAAUGGUUAUUUUUAUGGAAAAUAGCAGUUUAACCCUCCUUCUAUGUAUAUUUCUGUACCUAUGUGAUCUUUUCUCCAAAAUCUUGUUUGACCAAAUAACAGUUAACACUGAAUUUAUCCCCCCAAAUACAUAUAUGUAAAGAAAAUUAAGAAUAUUGGUUUCUGUAAUGCUUUUUAAAAUGGGUGUUAGUAAUGUAUGCAGAACACGGAAAUAAACCUCAUCUUGGUGUCAAAUCUCAUAAAUCUCAAAUGACUAAAUUUUAGUAGAUUAUACUGAAAAAUAUUAACUUUAUGGUAAGCUAUAUAAACUUUAUUAUGAAAUGACAUGAUUUGGUACAUAGGACAGUGUGUUCCUUGAGAUCCUGAUAUGCUUUAGUUUGGGGUUUUUUUUAAGUUUGUUUUUUCCAAGUUGCUAGUUAAAACCAUUUAGUUAUGCUAAGACAUUUUGUUAAUCAAAAAUGCUAAGAAUGAAAAGGAAUAUACAAGAAUGCUGUGAUACAGCAAAAUGAAAAUGUACUGAAAUUAUUUAAUUUAGGUUUUUUUUUUCUGUGCUCUUUGAAUAUUUAUUCCAUGUAUAUAUAUUUUGUGGGGUUGAAAUCUAGCGGCAAAUGGUUGAAAUGCUACUAAGUAAGUGUUAGUUUGUAAUUUUUUGUAGUUCUGUGAUGAGUUUUAGGUAACGAGCUUGCAUGAAGAAUGAUUUUGAGCACUGAAGUAAUGCAAAGAAUAAGCUAGUUUUCUGGGGUUUUGUGUGACUUCUUAUGUGCACUGAAACAAUUCUGUACUUACUAGGGUUUUGGUAGAGAUGUAUUUCAUAAGAGUAGAAUAUGGCUCUGAGUGAUGGUUCACUGGUAGCUACUGUGUUCAUUUCAAAUUCAAGAUACUAUAUCAGGAUCAAAUUGACAGAUGCAGUGUUCAUGCAUUUUAUGAACAAUUCAAUGAGGACCAAAAGGCCUUUAAAAUAAAGCCAAACCAUGAGCAAUAUGACCCAUAAAUGUGACUGGGAAAUGUAGGCGGUAGAAGGAAGGGAGGAUUGUUGCCUCUCUCCUCCUUGGGAAAGGACACCUCUUUCCCUUGGCUUUGGUAAGGACUAUAACCAAUGUAAGGAUGCAGAUUCCUUCCUGUCAGCUGAUGGGUUUUAAAGAUUAGUUGAUGUAGUUGUUUUGGUGGUGAGAAACUAUUUGAAGUAAGGUAAUCAGUCUCUUGUGAUGCACCUCUGUUUUCGGUUUGGGGACCAAACUUUAGACCGAUCCAGUGAGUUCUAGUGGUACUCAGUGUAACAGCAGAACUCAAGAGUGGGCUCCGUACAGUAGCAUAUGUAAGGAAAAAAUGGUACCUAGUCUUGUAAGUGUUGUCAGAGUCUGAAUUUACAGGGAUGCAAGUAGGACUUGGUUUGGUGUGCCAUUGCUUGAAGGUCUCUGAGGAGUAAAUGGUAGUUGAGACUUCUGUUUCAGGCUGAAUGAGGGGAAGAAAGUUGGUUGUUGGGCCUGUCCUUUGUGGACACUUCCCACCUCCUGCCAAUCUGUUGUAGUUUAGUUGGAGGUCACUUCUAUUAGCUUGUUAGAUUUUUCUUGAAUAAGAAGAUUAUUUAGAGUCACAGUUAUUCCUUAAGUAAUGAAUUAACCCUUUUGUGUCCUCCUUAUUGGUCGAUGCAGUUAGUGUCAGAGUAUUCCAGCUAAAAUAGCUAGAAGCAAAAGGCAGAGUUAAUGCUGCAUCUGAAACUUUUAAAAAUAAGCAUAUUGAUUUAAUAAACUGCAGAAAGUUUGUGCUCUCCAACACCAUUGAUGCAGGUUGUGUUCACAGAUGACACUGGAUUCAGAUAUCGGGCGUAUAUUCAUAAAUGUUUGCUAUUUUGAGCAAGUAUUGCUACUAUGAAGUAACGUGAUUUUUGCAACAAUUUUGAAGAUGGAUCAAGUUCUGAUGUGAAAUGUAGAUCUCUGGCUUUGUUAGCAUUCACUGCAGGUUCUGCAGGGAUUACAUGUUCUUCUCAAGUGUGUGUAAGCAACAUUCGUGGCUUAACUGCUUUUAUAUUUCUUUAUCACAGGGUAAACUGAGACGUUCUAAAUCAAAAUGUGUGGAAUAGAGCUACCUCAAUGAUUAUAGAUAAUUCCAGAUAGACUGAAAUCUAGUCGGUGAAGUUUUCAGGAUUUUGUAAUUUCUUUAUGACCAUAGAUUUAAUUCCCAUGGGCCGUGUUUGAAAUCUCAGUAGAGGAGCCCUUCAGUAUUUUACUUAAUGUUAUCAUAUGUAUUGUUUAGUAAAAAAUUUAAUUUUUUCAUUUACGUAGUUUACCUAAUAAUACCCAUAGCUAGAGAUGUAUUCAAUACCCAUAUUUAUACUUAGAAUUUGCUAUAUAGAAAGUGGUACUGUUAACAAAAGAAAAUCUUUCACAAAGACAGUAACUCUGCAUUUUGAGGCCAUGCCAUUUCAUGAGGGCAGGGGCUGAUGAGUAUUUGAGAUACAGCUGGAGUAGUUGAUUUCUUAUAUCAUAUUAGGUCAGUUUUAUAAACAUAUUUUUUUUCAUGAAGCUGAGGUGUUUGACCACCAGUGUUUUGGUAGCCUGUAAAAACUUCUGUCUGAGAACAAUUGCUGAAUCUUUGUUACUCUCCUGCUGACUUACAUGGAGGCAGUGGGUUGUAGUUCGGUAUAUUUAGCCUCUCUGAUGGCUACAGUGAUAGAAACCAGAUCUGUGCUUUUAGUGUUUCACUGUCUGUUACUGGAGUAAGGUCUGGUUGAGCCUUGGGUUUGGAGAAUAAGUAUGGACCUUCUGUUUUGCUGCUUCCAGUGGCAUGUUUUUGUUUCUCUCUCCUUCAUUGCUCUGUCAGUGCUAAACAGCUAUUCCACACUAAGUAUUUUUCACAUUAUGAGCUAUAUGGAUUGAAACAAUUUUAGAAAAAUCAUCAUUUAUGAGCUAUUAUUUUAAGACGUGGAACUAUUCUACGUGAUUCUCCUGGAGUCAUACAAGAACCAAAUUAAUCAUGGCUGUAUGUUAGCAUGCAAAUUUCUGAUAUUAGCAGAUUGAGGAUUUAGAUCAUGGUCUCCUUAAUCUUGCAGUGAUACUAGUACCAAACUACCCCAAUUAAAUACAGCAUAUAUUGCUUUUAAAAACUAUUUUAAGACUACUGUGAAGAGUGCUGCUGAUAGUCUUUAGUUUUGCAAAGGCUUUUCUCAUUUGAUGGUUUGGAAUUCUACUGUUCUCUUCAGAAACCCUGUACAUGGUUUGACAGAACUACUUUUUUGCAAGACAGGAAGCAAAAAAUCGUGUGAAUGAAAUGCUGAUGUUUUGGUGUAGUUCAACUUAAGGCAAUGAGUUAAUAUGCAAGUGUCUGAUGAGGAAAUUGUGGCUGCACUAGUUAUGUCUGUAACAAUCACAGCCUGCAAAACACACACCUUCUUGGUGUGUUGUUUUGAUUGCAGAGAUCCCUCUUGAUGUAUGUUUGGUUAUUUGGGAGAUUGUGGGGACAGAAACACUUCUUCAUUGGCAGAGGCUGCAUUUUCACUGUCAGUGUUUGCUGAUACAGAUGAACCCCUUCAUACUGCAUUAUCUUUCCAGUAAUGCUUUCUGUAUUUUUUUAAGAGUUUCCUUUUUUCUUUUGUAAUUGUGAAAAAUGGCUGCCAUGUAUUUCUAACAUUGUUAUUAGAAACUUUUUUGGUGUCUUGUUUCUUGAUUUGUUUUUUCAGACAUGUUACUUUGGUGUGUUCCCCAGGUUGUCUUUGAUGCUGUUGAAUUUCUGAGAGAGGAAGAAUUGAUCCACUGCCCCCAGCCCCCAGUACCUUUGCAUCUCUCUACUGCCAUACAAAUGAUUUUUCUUGAUUUUUCUCAGAUUACAUGUUGUGGUUCAGGCCCUUGUGCUGUUAUUUUAGGUCACUGUAACAGUUUCACUUGUAUCAACAGAUUGUCUAGUAAGUUAACUGUAGUGAUCUCUUGCAGAAAUUCUGUAUUCUGUUUUCUUACCAAAUACUUUAUUCUACUUGCUUAGGAGAAGUGAGCUUUUAGUUCUGUUAGUCAAGGGUUUUUUUGGGUGGGGAGUGUUCUUACUUAUUUUUUUUGGGGUUGCUUUGUCUUUUUUUUCCCCUUUAAUUUUCAUAGUAACCUAGUACCCUCUUCAGUUCCACCAUGAAAAUACAGUUUUUAAACUGAAGCUUGUGGAAAUUAGUUUUUGGAAUGAUUAUAGGUAGGGAACAACCUGUAAUCUCUUCUCACUGAAUCAUUGCCAUGUAUUUAGUCCAUAUGCAACUAUUUGAUUUGUGGAGGAAAAGUUUUUGGCAGUUUCAAGAAAAGUAAUUUGAUUUUUUUUCUUUUAAAAUUGUGUUAAUUUUCAUGAUUUCUGCAUAUUGUUAGUAGAUUUAAUUGUGCUUAAAUUCACAUGCAGUGAUUAUAAUUUGUUUUCUUAGUUUCAGAUUUUUCCAGGGCUGUUUCAGGCUGUAGUUUCAUAGCACUUUUACAGACCAAAACAACUUGGGGAGCAGUUUGUUCUGGAGAGAGAGAGAGUGUGUGUGUACAUAUGCAUAAUCUACAUAAAAAUAGAGAUAUUUUCCUUGGGCUUGGCAUAAACGAGAAAACAAUGCAGCCUGGCACUGAUGCUUGUGUAACACUGGGAAAAUUUUCCUUUAUAGUUCAGUUGGUCUUAUGUUUUUCUGCCACCUUUUCCCCUCAUGUAAUUAAAGUACAGAUAAAGCUGCAUACUUCACUUGAGCUGGUUUUGGUUCGUGAGCAGCUGUGUUACUGGUGAUCCAAGUGCUCCACCUGCCUUUCGGUUUGUUUACCAGGAAAUCAAGAUGUGUAAACUGCAGGAAGCACUGUUUGACCCUCUCCGACAGUAUCUCAUUACAAUAAUUGCUAAUCUCUGAAUAAGACAGCCAUGUUUUGUGUGUAACACAGAGGGAGCUUGUGGCAGAUUUUUGAUGCUUCCUUAAAUACAGCUUUGUCAGUGCUUGCUUGGAUUUCGUUUUCAGGAUAGUUUUUGACAAUAGGCAUCUGGCGACCUUUGGGCUCAGCGAACUCGGACAUGAUAGCAUGUGUGCUGUCUUCCUUCUUGACUGAAAAAGAAAGCAAACAACAAAAACCUCCAAGACCAAACCAACGCCUGUUUUUGGAGUGCUGUCAUUGCUCUGUAGCGACAGGAUAAUGGCUACUUCCUGAUUAAACCCCUCUCCACAAUAUGGAGUCUGGAGAGCGGUUAACGUCAUCAUCAGUCUCCUCUACUGCAGCUGCUUCCACUCCAGCAUCUUCAGCACCGUCGGUAACUUCAGAAGUGUCGAAAGGUGGCCUUUCCUCUGGAGCCACGACACUGAACUCCACAAUCAACACAUGUGAAUGGUGGCGAACAGCAGACACGCACUCUCGUCCUGGGGCAGCUUUUUUCCCACCACUCUUGGGAAUUCCCACAUUGUUUGCUCCUCCUGCACAGAAUCAUGAUUCUGCUUCAUUCCAUUCAAGAGCUACAGGAAAAAGUAGUCGGAGCACUACAGACAAAGGUAUGAAUGGAUCACUGAAUGGCAGCAGUACCACUGCAGUCUCAGCCCUCAGCACGUCCGUGCUCUCCACUAGCAUUGCAACAUCGGCAGGAGCAGUGAAAAAUGUGACCUCAGGAGCUGGAGGACGCAAAUACAACCAGGAGCAAAGCAAAGUUCAGCUUUUGGACACCAGGGCUGACAAAAUCAAAGACAAGAAGCCCAGAAAAAAAGCAGUGGAAAGCUCCAGUAACAGCGACAGUGAUUCGGGCUCCUCUUCAGACACCUCAAGUGAAGGUGUAAGUAGUAGUGACUCUGAUGACCUAGAGGAGGAUGAAGAGGAGGAGGAGGAGGACCAGAGUGCUGAAGAGAGUGAAGAUGAUGAAUCUGAUUCCGAAAAUGAAGCACAUCACAAAAGCAAGAACAAGGUGCUAAUGCAUAGUGGUGUAACAGAUAUGAAAACCGAUGGACAAAAGUCACAGGACAAAUCUCAAGAAAAAAGAACACACCAGCAGAUACCUCUUGUGUCUGAUUCCCAGACUCACUCAUCAUUCCAGUCCCAGCAGAAGCAGCCUCAGGUUUUGUCACAGCAGCUUCCGUUUAUUUUUCAAAGCUCUCAGGCAAAGGAGGAAUCUGUGAACAAACACACAAGUGUAAUACAGUCUACGGGAUUGGUUCCUAAUGUGAAACCUUUGUCUUUGGUACAUGAAGCCAAAAAGGAGACCUAUUUAAAACUCAUAGUUCCUUCCCCUGAUCUACUCAAAGCAGGGAAUAAAAAUACCUCUGAAGAAUCUGUCACUUUGACCAGCGAUGUUAGAUCUAAACGGGAACAAUAUAAACAGACAUUCCCAGCACAGCUAAAGAAACAGGAAUCGUCUAAGAGCCUGAAGAAGGUUAUUGCAGCUUUGUCAAGCCCCAAACCAACAUCUAGCUCACCAGCUCAUCAAAAACUCACAUCCUUGGAAAACAACCAUUCUAACCCAUUCCUGACAAAUGCACUUUUAGGUAAUCACCAACCCAAUGGAGUUAUUCAGAGCGUCAUCCAGGAGGCUCCUCUUGCACUCACUACGAAACCGAAACCCCAGACCAAGAUCAAUGAAAGUGUAGCCAUUUCCAGUAGUGCCCCCUUUUCUUUGCCAAUAAACUUGAGUGCAUGUGGGAAAAAGCCAACUGGUAACCGGACAGCUGUUAUGCCCUCUACCUCUCCUGUGUUACCUGGUUCAGGAAAGGAUAAAGCAGUCAGCAAUAAUGCAGUAAAUGCAGUAAAACCACAACACCGCCUUCAUUCUGCAAAGCUGGUGGUGGAGCAGUUCAGAGGGGUAGACUCAGAUGCCCCCAGCAGUAAAGACUCUGACGACUCAAACGAUGAUGACGACGAUGAUGAAGAUGAAGAUGAGGACGAUGAAGAAGAUGAUUCUGAUGAUAGCCAAUCAGAGUCUGACAGUAAUUCUGAGUCAGAUACAGAAGGGUCUGAGGAGGAAGAUGAUGAGGAUGAUAAAGACCAAGAUGAAUCGGAUACUGACACUGAGGGAGAAAAAGCCCCGCUGAAACUGAGUAAAACUUCAUCCUCUGUGAAGAGCUCUUCCAUCGGUCUUGCAGCUCAUUCCACCCCCCUUAAUCUCCAAGUAGCAAAGACGUCGAGCUCGACACCAGCUGCCUUGUGUCCUGAGUCCCAGCCUGCAGUGUUCCUCGGGACAGCAGCCUCCACCCUCACGCCAAGUGCACAUUGUGGUAUUUCAAAAAGACGAAGAGUAGCAGAUGAACGGGAGCUGCGUGUUCCUCUUGAUUAUGGCUGGCAAAGAGAAACCAGAAUAAGAAACUUUGGUGGUCGUCUUCAAGGAGAAGUAGCAUAUUUUGCACCUUGUGGAAAGAAGCUGAGACAGUAUCCUGAAGUAGUAAAGUAUCUCAGCAGAAAUGGAAUAAUGGAUAUCUCAAGGGACAAUUUCAGCUUCAGUGCAAAAAUAGGAGUGGGUGACUUCUAUGAAGCCAGAGAUGGACCGCAGGGUGUGCAGUGGUGUCUUCUGAAAGAAGAGGAGGUCAUUCCCCGUAUCAGAGCUAUGGAGGGGCGUAGGGGACGCCCCCCAAAUCCGGACAGGCAGCACUCCAGAGAGGAGUCGAGGACCAGGCGCCGCAAAGGCCGACCUCCCAACGUUGGAAGCGGUGAAUUUCUGGACAACGCUGACACAAAGCUUUUGAGAAAGCUCCAGGCUCAAGAAAUAGCUAGGCAAGCAGCACAAAUAAAGCUACUGAGAAAGCUUCAGAAGCAGGAACAAGCACGAGCUGCCAAAGAAGCAAAAAAACAGCAAGCUAUUAUGGCAGCUGAAGAAAAGCGAAAGCAAAAGGAGCAGAUAAAGAUAAUGAAGCAACAGGAAAAAAUUAAGCGAAUUCAGCAAAUUAGAAUGGAGAAAGAACUUCGAGCUCAGCAAAUUUUGGAGGCAAAAAAGAAAAAGAAGGAAGAAGCAGCAAAUGCCAAAUUAUUGGAAGCGGAAAAACGAAUAAAGGAGAAGGAGAUGAGAAGGCAGCAGGCUGUUCUUCUGAAGCACCAGGAGUUGGAGAGGCAUAGACUAGAUAUGGUAUGGGAACGAGAACGGAGAAGACAACAUAUGAUGCUUAUGAAAGCCAUGGAAGCACGUAAAAAAGCAGAAGAAAAAGAGCGGCUAAAGCAAGAGAAACGUGAUGAAAAAAGAUUAAAUAAGGAACGUAAACUGGAACAGCGAAGAUUGGAAUUAGAAAUGGCAAAGGAGCUAAAGAAACCUAAUGAAGAUAUGUGCUUAGCAGACCAGAAGCCUUUCCCAGAGCUGCCUCGCAUCCCAGGCCUCGUUCUUGAUGGAAGCACAUUUUCAGAUUGUCUCAUGGUAGUGCAGUUCCUGCGUAACUUCGGUAAAGUUCUUGGCUUUGAUGUAACCAUAGAUGUUCCCUCCCUGAGUGUUCUUCAAGAGGGUUUGCUCAACAUAGGGGACAGCAUGGGAGAAGUACAGGACUUGCUUGUGAAACUUGUCUCUGCGGCUGUGUGCGAUCCUGGACUUGGUACAGGAUACAAGGCUAAAACUAUUCUUGGGGAACACUUACUGAAUGUUGGUAUCAAUCGAGAUAAUGUGUCUGAGAUUCUGCAGAUUUUCAUGGAGGCUCAUUGUGGGCAAACAGAGCUGACAGAGAGCUUGAAGACAAAAGCUUUUCAGGCACAUUCUCCAGCUCAGAAAGCAUCAGUACUUGCUUUUCUGGUCAAUGAGUUAGCAUGCAGCAAAAGUGUAGUAAGUGAAAUCGAUAAAAACAUUGAUUAUAUGUCAAACUUAAGGAGAGAUAAAUGGAUGGUUGAAGGCAAACUUCGGAAGCUUAGAAUCAUUCAUGCCAAGAAAACUGGUAAAAGAGAUGCUGCGGGGAGUGGGGACGGAGGCGAGGAGCUCCAUUCCCUGGAGACGCCCGCACCCGGGCGCAAGCGCCGGCGGAAGGGAGGGGACAGUGACUACGACGACGACGAUGAUGACGACAGCGAUGAGCAGGCAGAUGAGGAUGAUGAGGAUGAAGAGGACAAAGAUGAUAAAAAAGGAAAAAAGGCAGAAGUUUGUGAGGAUGAGGAUGAUGGGGAUCAGACAGCAAGUGUUGAAGAAUUAGAGAAGCAGAUUGAAAAGCUGACAAAGCAACAAAGCCAGUACAGAAAGAAGUUAUUUGAAGCUUCGCACUGUUUGCGUUCAAUGAUGUUUGGUCAGGACCGUUACAGGCGCCGGUACUGGAUCCUGCCCCAGUGUGGUGGUAUUUUUGUGGAAGGCAUGGAAAGUGGUGAAGGUCUAGAAGAAAUUGCAAAAGAAAAAGAGAAGUUAAAAAAGGAGGAAAGUAUGCACAUCAAAGAAGAAGAAUUUGAAUCAGAAGAAAAAAUGCAUUGCUUAGCUACAACUCACUGUGAGCAAAAGGAAAAUCUGAAAGAAAAGGACAGCACUAACCUGUUUUUACAAAAGCCAGGGUCAUUUUCAAAAUUAAGCAAACUGUUAGAGGUAGCAAAAAUGCCACCUGAGUCUGAUACUAUGUCGCCAAAACCUAAUGGCAGUGCAGCAAAUGGCUGCACGUUAUCCUAUCCAGGUAACUCCAAAAACUCUCUCUGCAGUCUUCAACCCCCUGCAUCACAAAGCUCCAUUGAGAAGCCUGAGUCUAAUAAUCUUUUCAGUCCGAAUGCCAGUGGGACAGGAAAGUUUUACAGUUCUCCACUAAUUCCAAAUGAUCAGUUGUUAAAGACUCUUACUGAGAAAAGCAGACAGUGGUUCAGCCUCUUACCGCGGGUGCCCUGUGAUGACACUUCGGUCACCCACGUGGACACACCAGCCACUACAGCUCCACUCACUCCUCAGUCACAUCCACCAUCAAACUCACCAUCACCUGUUCCAUCUCCUCUUCUGGGCUCAACCUCUGCACAGAGUCCCAUGGGAUUAAGUCCUUUUGCGUUGUCGCCGCUGCAGCAGAUGAAGACAGGACUACCUAUAAUGGGACUUCAGUUUUGUGGAUGGCCUACAGGAGUUCUUACUUCAAAUGUUCCAUUUCCAUCUCCUUUACCUGCUCUUGGAUCAGGGCUGGGAUUAUCAGAAGUGAAUGGUAACUCAUUCUUGGCAUCUAGUGUUCCUGCAAGUAAAAGUGAAUCACCAGCAGUACAAGCUGAAAAAAUAGCUUCUGCCCCUUCUACAGCAGCUGAAGUGGCCAAGCCUGUAGAUUAUCCUAACCCAAAGCCUAUACCGGAAGAAAUGCAGUAUGGAUGGUGGAGGAUUACUGAUCCAGAGGACCUAAAAUCUUUGCUUAAAGUGCUGCAUCUCAGGGGAAUAAGAGAAAAGGCCUUACAAAAGCAAAUACAGAAACACAUGGAUUAUAUCACUCUGGCCUGCAUCAAAAACAAGGAUGUUGCAAUUAUUGAUAUCAAUGAAAAUGAAGAUAACCAGGUAACUCGGGAUGUUGUGGAAAACUGGUCAGUAGAAGAACAAGCUAUGGAGAUGGAUCUUGCUGUUCUUCAGCAGGUGGAAGAUCUAGAGAGGAGAGUUGCAUCAGCUAGUUUACAAGUUAAGGGUUGGCUGUGUCCUGAACCUGCAUCAGAGAGAGACGACUUGGUAUAUCGUGAACAUAAGUCAAUUACUAGAUUGCACAAGAAGCACGAUGGCGAUUGUGCUGGAGGCGGAGAAGGCAAUGCCAGCUCUCUAGAGCGGAGGAGUGACAACCCUCUAGAUAUAGCUGUAACCAGGCUCGCUGACUUGGAGCGGAACAUAGAGCGAAGGUAUCUGAAGAGCCCCUUAAGUACCACCAUUCAGAUCAAACUGGAUAAUGUGGGCACAGUUACUGUCCCUGCUCCUGCACCAUCUAUUAGUGGUGAUGGUGACGGAACUGAAGAGGAUAUUGCUCCAGGGCUAAGGGUGUGGAGAAGGGCACUGUCAGAAGCACGCAGUGCUGCCCAGGUAGCUCUGUGCAUUCAGCAGUUACAGAAAUCAAUAGCAUGGGAAAAAUCCAUUAUGAAAGUUUACUGCCAAAUUUGUCGAAAGGGAGAUAAUGAGGAACUGCUGCUCCUUUGUGAUGGUUGUGAUAAAGGCUGUCACACUUACUGCCACAGGCCCAAGAUCAGCACCAUCCCAGAUGGGGACUGGUUCUGUCCUGCCUGCAUAGCAAAGGCAAGUGGUCAAACUCUAAAGAUAAAAAAACUUCAAAUUAAAGGUAAAAAAAGUAAUGAACAAAAGAGAAGCAGGAAAUUAGCAGGGGAAACAGAGGAUGAAGACUCUGCAACUACAAGUGUUGCCUUAAAAAGAGGAAAAACAGACCCUAAAAAACGAAAAAUGGAUGAAAAUGUUUGUGUAAGCCAGUUAAAGCAAGAAACCUGCACUGCUGUUAAGAAACCUAAGAGAGAUGGAGACUCCAAGGACCUGGCUAUAUGCAGUAUGAUUCUCUCAGAAUUGGAAACUCAUGAAGAUGCCUGGCCUUUCUUACUUCCUGUAAACUUGAAACUUGUUCCUGGUUAUAAGAAAGUUAUUAAAAAACCUAUGGACUUUUCUACCAUUAGAGACAAGCUAAGUAGUGGACAGUACCCUAACCUUGAAGCAUUUUCGCUGGAUGUCAGGCUUGUUUUUGACAACUGUGAAACUUUCAAUGAAGAUGAUUCUGACAUAGGCAGGGCUGGCCACAACAUGAGGAAGUAUUUUGAAAAAAAAUGGACAGAGAUUUUCAAAGUGAGCUGAAGCUACUAGGACUCUUUUUUUCUUUUUUUUUUCUUUUUUUUUUCCUUCUUUUAAAUGAGGACUGAUAAGACCAGCAAUGUGAACUAUAUUUACAUGGAAGUGCAAGGCACAUACGUAACUAAUUUUUUCCUUCAAAAUAUCACGGUGUUGUGAUACUAGUUUUAAAGGCUUCACUCCUACAGCAACCAUGGCCCCUUGGUUAUUGGUUUGUGUGUUUUAACAAACUAAUUUAGGUAGAACAGGGAAGCACACCCAAAGAAUUUCAAAGAAAGGGGUGUUAUAGUGCAAUAGCAAUUUAUCAAAACGCACUGAAUAUUCAACCACCAGAGCUCUACUUGGGGAAAUGGUUCUCUUUUCCCUUUCAAUAAAUAUCUAUUUUUCAUUUUUUUUACUUUGUAGUUUAUUUUUUAGUGAAUGUAUUUAAUUUUAUGAAUUAUUUAUGAUUAUACAGCAUUCAGAAUCUUCGUUUUCUGUGAAAAGGAAGAACUAGAAAAUUGCUUUAAAUAUUGAAAAUACAACAAGGAAUGUUUUAAAAUAUAAAACAAAGCCAAGUAAAACUGUUUACACUGAUGUGCUGUGAAGGCACUAAAAAUUAAACUUUACUGUAGAGUUACAAGUACAUUUAUAUAUAUGUUGCUGCAUCACUUGUGUAGUUAAAUUGUAUUUCAAGACAGUGAAGAAAAAUUGAGACAUGUAUAUACUGUUCAUUAUUGUUUAUAUUAAGUCUUGUUUUAAAUAUGUAUGAUGUGUACAUAUUGUUUGCAGACAUUUUUGUUCAUGCCUUAGGAGGAUGGUAGCAUUUUAUUUUAGUCUUAAGGUAAUUAUAGCUCUAUGGCUUGUACAGUAAUUAUCCUCUACCAACACUGUGGAGUCUCCUUAAUCUUGGUAGUGCCUGCCUUUAAAACAGGGUGUAGGGGAUAUUAGUUUUCCAUUUUUCUAUUUUGUUAUAUAAUUUCAAGCCCCCUCGGCCUCAAAUCCAAGUAUAAUCAUUAUUUGUAUCCAUGUGGAAGAAAAUUGUGACAAUUUCCUACACACACAGUAUUUUUUCAUAGAAACAUUUCCUCCAUUUGCCUUGCCACAGAAUAACAAAGGAAGACAUUUGUAACCACUGUGUUUUAUCUACUGUGUGUUGUGGUGGCCUGUUGGGGCACAUAGAUCGGAUUUUUUUUUGUACUAAUGUAAGAGUACUUGAAGUUUUAUUUAAAAGAAAUGUUGUGGAAAGGUAGCAUUCUUUUUCUUUUCCCUUUUUAGGAGUGUUAUUUUUCACUAGUAUGUGUGGCACGGAUACAAUAAAAGACUGUUUUGCAAACCA